CGUAACAUGGCCACAGAGAACAGGUAUAUCAUCGUUUAUUCAUUAUCAGUGAUCGCCGAUACUAAUCUGCAAAUUAUAUUUUGUCCCAUCGUCCUCGUCGGUUUUCCAGUUCCUGGUGAUUCUCUCACUCUCUUCCCAGCUAACCGUUCUCUUCCCUGUUAUUUACACGACAGGUGAGUUUUUUUUUCCGUGUGAUUCACAUCGAGCGUAGCCUCGGAUGGAUACUAAACACGCACGGUCUGCGAUCGUCGUAACGCGUUUGAAAUAAUUCUUCCGAUUGUACACAGCCAGCACGUCAAUGUCUAACCUAUAAAUCUAGAAAAUUCUUACCUAACGAAACUGUUGUAUUACUAUUUAGAUUGACGUGCAUCUUGCAAAACGUAAACCCACAGCCUUUGCUAAGAGUUUGAAAAAAUAGAAGUGAUUGAUAUAUAAACGUUGCAAACGGCCGAACAAGAGUGUUACCUGUCGUUGGGAUUGAACGACACUAAACGAGAUACCAAUAAGAGAGAAACUGUAAAUAACUUGAUGGAAAUUUUUGUGGAGCUCGUCUUGAGGAACGAGAUGUAUUGAAAUAUAAGAUACAUGGUUCAUAUUUGAAGUUUCAUGUUACUCGUUCGACUAUUGAUCAGAAUACAAUUAAUACUUCGUAUGAAUUCAACUUGUUUCUUCACAAAUUACAUUUAACCCUGUUUCCUACGAACGUUUAAUCGAUAGAGUAUUACACGUCCAAUGAGAAAAUACACAACAGGGGAAAUGUUCAAAUUUCGUUAGUGACAAACGUGUAAUAUAUGCCUUUUGUUUGCAAAUUUUCUUUUAUAAAUUUAUACCUAUCGCAAGUCUAUGUAACUAGUAGUACCUUUACUUUGCUUAGUGCACUCUGCUGUAAUAAUUGCCCUAUUAAGGAAUAUAAAAGCUCUCUAGCAGAUUUAAGCAUUCUUUUGUAGCAUUUUAUAUAUUUAUUUUGACUAUGUAUCAUACUAUAUAUCCGCCGCAAAUAAUGGUGCAGAUAAUGGGUGGCCAACAGGCAAAUGGACAGUGUCCAUCAGUUCAACCACACACAAUGCACAUUCAUGGUGCAAGCGCAUUUCAUCAGGCAGAAUAUGCAAAGUAUCAUCCAGAUGCUUGUUCUCAGAAUAGACAUAUGAUUCAAACAGGAUCUUAUCCAUUGGAGUUAUUGAUGGGGGUUGAGAUACCAUCUUUGCGACAUGUAGAAUACAUGCAGUCGAGUAACAACACCCAACGUGGACACUGGCAGAGACACGUAAAUACGUCGAACAACGCACCUCUCAUACACUCUCCGCAUCUAACUUUCAGACCAAACAAUAACGGUUUGGCAAGCAAAAAGUCAAAUUGGUACAACAAAUUGAACAAGAGAACUUCGUUCCGUGAAUCCUAUGUAAAUAACGAGAAAUACGGCAGCGAUAGCGGUUUCAGUUCUCGGUCUCCCACGCCGAACAAGCAUCACGCCGAUAGCAGUCGAACAGAGAGCUCGGAUGAACGGGAUUCUGUAAUCUCCUUGGUGGAACAGAAUAUGAAAAAAUCACACAGGAUACAUCCAAGUAAUGUCGUGAACAACAGAGUAAUGCAGUAUGGUAUAAUUUCAAAUAAUUCUAUGCAUCAGUAUUAUCAGAAUCAAAGAUCUGUUAAUUGUUACCCCACUACCGUGUCAACGUCUAGGAAUCAAGUACAAACUUAUCAGAACAAAAGAAGGUAUCAUUCAGGCAGAAACAGUCCACCUCCUCAAAGAUUACCUAGGAACAAAAGAUACAUGGGAUUCUUGUCACACAAUUAUCACAUGUUUCCCAGAUACGGUAUUGCCCCAGAUCGCUUUUUAGCCAGAUCACAUUUAGUCGAAGUGACUCGUUCACCGGAUAAUCUGUUCACUGGAUCAGUUUGGGACAGACUUUCAAAAGACGUUUGGUCGAAGUUCAUGUUGAAUCAACAGACUGAGACUGUCUAUAGGAACAAGAUGAUGCUUUGGAGAUAUCUUUAUGUUUACAUCAAAACUGCGUUCCCAAAGUAUGGAUUGUUCUUGGUUGGCUCUACGAUGAACGGUUUUGGGUCAGAUAAUAGCGAUGUUGACAUGUGCCUUUUAGUGAGGCAUACAGAAAUGGAUCAAAGGAACGAAGCCAUUGGGCACUUGGAGCAAAUAUUGAAAUGCCUUAAGAGAUGCGAACAGUUAGAGCUUAUACAAGCAAAGGUACCGAUUCUAAAAUUUUAUGAUUCGAUACAAAAUUUAGAGGUUGAUUUAAAUUGUAACAACGCUGUCGGCAUUCGAAAUACUCACCUUCUCUAUUGUUACUCUCGAAUUGAUUGGAGAGUAAGACCGCUGGUACUUGUAGUUAAACUUUGGGCACAAUCUCAGAAUAUCAAUGAUGCCAAAAACAUGACAAUAUCCAGUUAUUCCUUAGUUCUUAUGGUUAUUCAUUUUUUGCAGUGCGGUGUCGAUCCACCAGUUUUACCAUGUUUGCAUUCGCUUUACGAAGGUAAAUUCACACCACAUACGGACAUUCAUUGCAUAGACAUUCAAGAAGAAUUAGACAUUCCAGCCUCUGUACUUCGGCCUAAGAAUCGACAACCGUUAGGGGAACUGUUCGUGGAGUUUUUUCGUUACUAUGUCAUGUUCGAUUUCAAUCAAUAUGCGAUAUCAAUCCGGCUGGCAGACAAAAUACCCAUAGAAGAGUGUCGAAGGGCACGAUCUUACAAGAACGACCCCCAUCAGUGGAAAUAUUUGUGUAUCGAAGAACCAUUUGAUCUAACCAACACCGCUAGAUCAGUUUACGAUCCGGAUGUUUUCGCAAGGAUCAAACACGUGUUCGAUUGCACGUACCAGAAUUUGAAAGAGCAUCACGAUCUGGCCAGAAUAUUCGUCAAAGUGGCUUCUUCUUCACCCUACAUCGUGACGUAAUCACGUUUCCGCGCAAGCUGGUGCAGAAAUACUCACACUAUCUAGUAUAACUUGGAACAUUCGGAAAGCGGUUUAUACAUAUAUAUAUUUUUUUUUUUGCAAUUGGCCUCUCUCGGUGCAAUUCGAGGCGAUUCGACUGAUAUACUACUUAAGAUGAAAUACGGUACAACGAGGUAAUUUUUUUACGCUUACCUCGGAGCUAACAUGCUCGUGUCUUGUGAUAAUAGCCUGCGCUUUCGCGCAACGGCUCAUCUUGUUGCGUUUGUAAACUCGAGUUUUUCUCCCCCUGUCUUGUUUCGUUUCUGUUUUAUUUGCUCUUUAUAAACAUCUACUCGCAAAAAGCGCGAGUUCACGCUCGUACCGCG
Heterotrigona itama is the source of this 3276-nucleotide messenger RNA. Lineage: Eukaryota; Metazoa; Arthropoda; Insecta; Hymenoptera; Apidae. The record is from the annotation of a GenBank genome assembly.